Molecule: messenger RNA, 693 nt
Organism: Cricetulus griseus (Chinese hamster)
Lineage: Eukaryota; Metazoa; Chordata; Mammalia; Rodentia; Cricetidae
Source: RefSeq, a predicted model, not a curated record
UGUCACCCUCACUCGCAGCAAUUCCGAUGAUGGUCCACAAUCUGUACCUAUUUGACCGGAAUGGAGUGUGUCUACACUACAGCGAGUGGCACCGCAAGAAGCAAGCGGGGAUCCCUAAGGAAGAGGAGUACAAGCUGAUGUAUGGGAUGCUCUUCUCCAUUCGUUCGUUUGUCAGCAAGAUGUCCCCGCUAGACAUGAAGGAUGGCUUUCUGUCUUUCCAAACUAGCCAACACAAACUCCAUUACUACGAAACGCCCACUGGAAUCAAGGUUGUCAUGAAUACUGACUUGGGCGUGGGUCCUAUCCGAGAUGUGCUACACCACAUCUACAGUGCGCUGUAUGUGGAGUUGGUCGUGAAGAAUCCUCUGUGCCCACUGGGACAGACUGUGCAAAGUGAGCUCUUCCGCUCCCGGCUAGAUUCCUAUGUCCGAUCUUUGCCCUUCUUCUCUGCCCGAGCGGGCUGAAACAUCUACCUCACCCCUCAGAAGAAUCUGUGACUGUCUGGACCCUGGACCGUUGUGACUUGUGGCACUGUGACCCCUUCCACCUCCCUGUCCUCCCCAAGAGCUUCACCCUGAAGGUCCACCACCCACUACUGCCUUCAGGUCAUAAGAAUGAUGCCCAAAGGAGUCCGUGACAGUUUUAUCCCCUGCUUGACUCUGAGAAACACAGAAUAAACUUUUUGUCACCCUC